AUGUCUGGCAAUAUGACUAAGGAGGAUGCUUCCCGAAUCCAAUCAACUCAACAAUGGCAACGUAAACUAAUGGAACUUUUGCAACAGGCAAAGGGCGAAAAAGACAUGUCCUCUUCUGGCUUUGCGGCACGUGCACAAUCUGCCGGUGACCGCACCAGCACUGCUGGCGCUACCACAGCAGCUCAAGGUACUGGCUCCGCUGGAAAUACCACUAGUGGAAAUGCAGGACAAGCCGAUGCGAACAAGAAGUAG
Messenger RNA from Sclerotinia borealis F-4128, 252 nucleotides. The record is from the annotation of a GenBank genome assembly. Lineage: Eukaryota; Fungi; Ascomycota; Leotiomycetes; Helotiales; Sclerotiniaceae.